Plutella xylostella (diamondback moth) is the source of this 525-nucleotide messenger RNA. RefSeq names its product ribosomal protein S30 (gene RpS30). NCBI's taxonomy places the organism in Eukaryota, Metazoa, Arthropoda, Insecta, Lepidoptera, Plutellidae. The record is from RefSeq and is a predicted model, not a curated record. Gene Ontology annotation, molecular function: protein binding; structural constituent of ribosome. Gene Ontology annotation, cellular component: ribosome; cytosolic small ribosomal subunit. Gene Ontology annotation, biological process: translation.
CAUCCAUAAAGUAGAUCCGUUUCCUUUCAAUAAGCGCCAUCUUUGUUUCUUUCGCUUGUCAGACUUGGCUGAUAAGAGCUUCACAAUGCAGUUGCACAUUCGAGGUCAAUCGACGCACGUCCUAGACGUCAAUGGCCAGGAGACCAUUGGCCAGAUCAAGGAGCAAAUCCGCGCCCUUGCUGGUGUUGACGCCGAGGAGCUGACUCUCUCGCUGUCCGGAGCGCCCCUGGAGGAUGCCUGCCUGGUGUCCGAGCUGUCCUCGGCUGAGCUGGACCUCACCAUCCCCCUGCUCGGUGGUAAAGUGCACGGAUCCCUGGCUCGUGCCGGUAAGGUAAAGGGACAGACCCCCAAGGUGGAGAAGCAGCAAAAGAAGAAGAAGAAGACCGGCCGUGCCAAGCGCAGGAUCCAAUACAACAGGAGGUUCGUGAACGUGGUCCAGACGUUCGGCCGCCGCCGCGGACCCAACUCCAACUCGUAGAUAUAAUGUUGUAAAUAAUAUGCAAAUAUAACACCUGUUUGCGCCAA